Molecule: messenger RNA, 462 nt
Organism: Pisolithus orientalis
Lineage: Eukaryota; Fungi; Basidiomycota; Agaricomycetes; Boletales; Pisolithaceae
Exons: 3
Coding region: 1-462 (153 amino acids)
Source: RefSeq, a predicted model, not a curated record
AUGGCCUCUGUCCAAAUUGACUGUGACAGCCUGUCACUCAUUUUGGAGCAGAUGGAACAUCAUUUGCAGCCUCUGGUACAGGUCCAUACAAUAUGGGGAAUGACAGACAACACAGAUGAACACCAGGCAACAUCAACCCCUUACCAAAGCCCCUAUCCAGACCAUGUCCAAAUGCUGGGAGACCCUGGGACCUGGUUCAAGCACAUUGAUCAUCAUUCCCAGAUUCCUAUAGUAUACCAGUAUGCCCACUGGAUCACCCUGCCUCAGGAGCAUGCUGGCCCACUUGGAAUGGUGUUCAUCCAUACAGGCCCACUUGCUAUGGGUCUUGUAGUACCAUGUCCUGGUCCGUCCACCAUGACAAACACUGAUGAACAUGGGCAAACAUUUGUGAACAUCAGUCCAGCAUGGAUGGCCCUGAGUAAACAUACUGGAGCACUUGUUUACUUGUUUGGAAUGCAUUAA